AUGACCUCGGAUCAGGUCGACGACUUCAAGAAGUCGCUCCGUCACACAAACAUUGAUCGGUUCCACAAGGCGCUUGAUAGACUUCGCGACAGGAACGCUAAAACCGUAGAGACUCCGGAAGAAGCGGAAGAGCUCGAGACUAGAAUUAGGAAGAUCAAAAACCACACCCGUUCCGGUAGAGUGCACGAGCAUGGCGAUUCUCUGAGCCAGGUUAAUGAAGAAGCCGGUGUCGCGGAAAAUCUCUACCAAGGCGAUAUUGCGCUUGAUGAUACCCAAGUCGACCAGAUUCUCGGAGAUUAUCUUGACGGUCCGUCAGUGGCAAGAAAGAAAAGACAGGCUUCUGCUAUCUACACUCGUUGGUCGCCAGCUUUCUACUAUUACUUUGACUCAUCCCUGUCGGCAGCGGCUCGCAACGUUGCGCAGCUGGCUAUUGACUUCUGGCAAAACUCGACUUGCAUUACUUUUGUUCAAAGCACGACCAAUGCUAACCGAGUGCGCUUCUUCACUGGUCAGGGCUGCUAUUCGUACAUUGGAAUGAUCGGUGGUGUCCAGGAUUUGUCACUCGGUGCCGGUUGCGAAAGCGUUGGUACUGCUGCUCACGAGAUUGGGCAUGCGCUUGGGUUCUACCACGAGCAGUCUCGACACGAUCGUGAUAAUAUGAUCUCGUUGAAUCGUGCCAAUAUUGCUGCAUCGGCUUUGGAUCAAUUCAAUAAGGAGACUACCGCUACUAACAACAACUACGGUAUGCCAUACGACUACGGUAGCGUGAUGCAGUACAGUGAGGGUGGAUUUUCGAGUAAUGGGCAACCAACUAUGAUUGCUAAGAUCACGCCAUACCAAGAUACCAUGGGUGGAGAUUUCGUCUCUUUCUACGAUAUUUCCAUGAUGAAUCAGCAUUACCAGUGCAAGGCCAAAUGCACGUCGGGGGCCACCUGUCUAAAUGGGGGUUUCCGGAAUUCCCGGAAUUGCGCGGCUUGUAUUUGCCCGUAUGGAUGGGGAGGCGCAACAUGUAACCAGAGGACACCCGGUUGUGGGUCUGAUUUGACGGCAACUGCUACGGUGCAGACCUUGUCGACUUCAGUUGGAGCUGGUACAGCUGUGGAGCAGCCAACAUUUGCUACGUGUAACUACAUGAUUCAGGCUCCGGUUGGCCAGAAAAUCGAAGUCGUGCUCACAGCUCUGGGCAGGCAACAAUGCAUUGCCGGAUGCCCCUACACCGGAAUCGAGCUGAAAGCUAUGAGCGACCAUCGCUACACCGGUAUCCGUUAUUGCUGCACUAACGAUGCCACUACAAAAAUCGUUUCUGAAGCUCAUCUGAUGCCCGUGAUUGUCUAUAAUCGUUAUUCUUCCAGCACCGUCACCCUGACCUACAGAUACGUGGCUGCGUCCACACCAUCGACAGUCACCGUCUCGCAAGUCCCAGAUGCCGGAGCAACUUAUACCGGAUCCAACGGCGGUACGGUUACCGUAGCAACCACAGCCAAGCCAUCCGGAACCUGUGCGGAGAAUGCCAACUGUGCCACCUGGAAUGCGAAUGGCUUCUGCGCUUCUACCGUCUAUACCCUUGCCGAUAAACAAGCAAACUGCCCAUCUACUUGUGGGCUUUGUAAUUCUGGAGUAUCCACGACCACCUCGAAGGCUGCUACCAGCGCCAAGGUGACAACAACAACCAAAAAGGCCACUGUCACAUGCACGGAUAAUGCCAAG
Messenger RNA from Mesorhabditis spiculigera, 1707 nucleotides. Lineage: Eukaryota; Metazoa; Nematoda; Chromadorea; Rhabditida; Rhabditidae. The record is from the annotation of a GenBank genome assembly.